UUUAGGGUUCAGGCGCUGUAUGUUGACGUUUGCGCCAAGCAUCUUGUCAGGACCUCAACCGCAUUCCGCAUAAUCGGAUCCCCGAGCGCGCCGAUCCGGGCACAAGCGAGACACCCAAGGGCCAUGGGUCCCGGGCCACGCCACACCGAUCAACAUGUCGCUCUCUUCACACCGCCCCUCCGGCAGUCAAGGACUUCUCGACCCAUCAUGUACGGAUUGCUCAAAGCUCGGGGUUUCAGAUGUUACCACCCUUUAUCACCACUUUGCACGACUCGAAAGGAUCAUCGCUCUAGUGGCUGUUGCGGUGGGAGGUGA
Molecule: messenger RNA, 315 nt
Organism: Blumeria graminis f. sp. triticale
Lineage: Eukaryota; Fungi; Ascomycota; Leotiomycetes; Helotiales; Erysiphaceae
Source: the annotation of a GenBank genome assembly